AUGGCUUCUUAUGAGUUGGUAAUGGGGAUUCUCCUCCUCUUCCAGACUGUAGUUGGGCUUCUAGGGAAUUUCUUAUUCCUAUGUUUUUAUAUAUUGACUUUGUUCACUGAACAUACUCAGAGACCUACAGAUCUAAUUCUCAACCAGUUGGCCUCAGCCAACCUUCUAGUCCUUCUCUCUAGGGGAAUCACUCAGACACUGGCAGCUUUUUGUUUGGACUAUUUCCUGGGAGAAGCUGUGUGCAAGAUUACCUUUUAUACUCAUAGGGUGGCCCGAGGCGUUUCUCUAUGCACCACCUGCCUUUUGAGUGGCUUCCAGGCUAUCACUAUUAAUCCUAAUAAUUCCAGGUGGGCAGUACUCAAACUGAAGGCUCCUAGAUUUGUUCAACCCUCCUGUUGCCCCUGUUGGAUUCUUCAUCUCCUGAUAAAUAUUGUUGUGCCAGUGAAAGUGACUCAUCCAGGGAAUACUAUAAACAUUACAAAAAUGAAUUUUGGACUAGGUACUACAGAAGGGUCUCAUUCAUCCAUAAGCUAUGCAUUCCUCUUUACCUUCCUUGAUAUUUUGUCUUUGGGACCAAUGGGUUGGGCCAGUGGCUCCACAGUGCUCUUCCUGCAAAGACAUAAGCAGAGAGUCCAAAACCUUCACCACACCAGUCUCUCUUCCAGAGCCUCCCCAGAGACCACUGCCACUCACACUGUCCUGCUUCUGGUGAGCUCAUUUGUUUCUUUUUAUUUUCUAUCCUCCAUCUUAUCACUCUAUAUGACUGGCUUUGUCACCCAAAGCCUGCAGCUCAUGAACAUCAGUGCAUUCCUGGCUGCUUGUUUUCCAGCUUUUAGCCCCUAUCUCUUCAUCAGCCAUGACAUUCAAAUCUUAAGAAUCUACUUUGUUAGUUGUAAGACAAAAAUCUCCAAAUAG
Messenger RNA from Leptonychotes weddellii (Weddell seal), 915 nucleotides. NCBI's taxonomy places the organism in Eukaryota, Metazoa, Chordata, Mammalia, Carnivora, Phocidae. The record is from RefSeq and is a predicted model, not a curated record.